GCUCCUCAAUCAUCAUCAUCACGACACCCAGCCUAGAUCGUCGAUGAUGGAGGCAGCCACUAUGAGGCGAUCUAACUGCUUCGUCUUCCCGCUGAUCCUACUGCUUCUGCUCUCUGUACGUCGCAGCGUCGACGGCGCCGGGGAAUGCGGGCGCGUCCCGGUGCAGCAGAUGGCGGUGCAGAUGGCGGUGUGCGCGACGGCAGGGCAGGACGCGACGGCGCAGGUCUCCUCCGGCUGCUGCUCCGCGGUGCAGAGAAUAGGACAGAACCCCGGGUGCCUCUGCGCCGUCAUGCUCUCCGACAUCGCCAAGAGCGUCGGCGUCAAGCCGGAGAUCGCCGUCACCAUCCCCAAGCGCUGCAAACUCGCCAACCGCCCCGUUGGCUACAAUUGCGGAGGCUACACAUUGCCGUGAUAGAGUAUAUAUAUAUAUAUAUAUAUAUAUAUAUAUAUAUUUUGAAGUAUUGUACGUGUUGUGAUGUGUCUAAGUAAGUGAUGUGCCGUACGUGUAAGUGUUGAUGAUGAACUAACUUGUUCAAAUCAAUGGAAUUGAAAGUCUUCCCCAUC
This is a messenger RNA of Zingiber officinale, 564 nucleotides long. RefSeq lists its product as uncharacterized. Bases 44 to 412 code for a protein of 122 amino acids. The record is from RefSeq and is a predicted model, not a curated record. The transcript has 2 exons. Gene Ontology annotation, molecular function: fatty acid binding. NCBI's taxonomy places the organism in Eukaryota, Viridiplantae, Streptophyta, Magnoliopsida, Zingiberales, Zingiberaceae. Gene Ontology annotation, biological process: systemic acquired resistance.